CACGCCCUCAGAGGCGGGCAGUGGGCGGUGCCCGGCAGCGGGCGCGGCCCGGGCGGGGUCGGAGCGAUGGCGGAGAGCGACUGGGACACGGUCACGGUGCUGCGCAAGAAGGGCCCGAGCGCGGCCCAGGCCAAGUCCAAGCAGGCGAUCUUGGCGGCCCAGCGGCGCGGCGAGGACGUGGAAACCUCCAAGAAGUGGGCAGCAGGCCAGAACAAGCAACACUUCAUUACAAAGAACACGGCCAAGCUUGACCGUGAAACAGAGGAGCUGCACCAUGACAGAGUUUCCCUGGAGGUGGGCAAAGUGAUCCAGCAGGGCCGGCAGAGCAAGGGCCUCACACAGAAGGACCUGGCCACGAAAAUCAAUGAAAAACCACAAGUUAUUGCUGACUAUGAAUCAGGACGAGCAAUCCCCAAUAACCAGGUCAUGGGCAAGAUUGAAAGAGCCAUCGGCCUCAAACUGCGUGGAAAGGACAUUGGAAAACCUCUGGAAACUGGCCCUAAAGGGAAAUGACAACAAAGCCUCGAAAUAAAUUUGCUCAGACUGAUCUGGCUCUCCUCAACCACUCUGCAUAUUGCCAAGCUGAACAAGAGGGUUUCAGACUUGCUUUUGGGGGGAAAUCUGCUGAAUCUGUACCUGCUGUAAAAAGGCAACCUUAAAGAAGCAAUUUUCCUAAUGUUUGUUUUUCCUUGCUCCUUUUCAGAGAUAAGGAUCUGAAUCCCAAGAAAAAAAAACCCUAACCCUGCCUCUGAUUGGCCAGAAAACAUGUGCAUUGUGGUGUUAGGCAGCAGCUGAUGUUAAGGCACUUCGGGUGGUCUGAAAUGCAAUGAUUUAAUUGAAAUACUUUGGAGGAUGGGUGAGAUAUAAUAUAUACAAAUAAUUUGGGAGAAUUGGGGCUUGAUCAGAAAUGAUGACUCAGUCACUAUAUCUCAAUGAGUUUGGUUUGUUCUUUCCAGCCUGUUUUAAAGAGAUCUAUAAUAAAGUUUGAUACCCUUCA
This is a messenger RNA of Hirundo rustica (Barn swallow), 997 nucleotides long. It is a transcript of the gene EDF1, whose product is annotated as endothelial differentiation related factor 1. The coding region runs from base 67 to 513 and encodes 148 amino acids. The record is from RefSeq and is a predicted model, not a curated record. Lineage: Eukaryota; Metazoa; Chordata; Aves; Passeriformes; Hirundinidae. Gene Ontology annotation, cellular component: nucleus. Gene Ontology annotation, molecular function: DNA binding. The transcript is spliced from 5 exons.